UCAAAACAAACAACACCGAUCGACAUCAUCGCACUUAUCAAUUUUUCAGCAAUAAAAACCUGUAAAAAUGCUCCUUAGAGUGAAUCAACUCCGAUUGCUGCGAAAUGCCUCCAAACUGUUACUAUCGGAUGCCAAAACUCCAAAAUUGUGUCAAUUGUCGGCGAAAACAUCAUUUUUACGCACGAUCACGAGCGGACCGUCGCAAUUAGGAGGAACAGCAAAUUCAAGCAAGGAUUAUGAAGCCACAGCUGGCACGAUGGCUGAAGUUAAACAAAAAAUUAUUGAAGCGCUUGGCAUUCAAAGUUUCUACAAUCCAAUUGUGAGUACGCGUGAGCACUUGAGUCAAUAUGUUCCCGAAUCGCAAGAAGGAUUGCCGGCUCGUAGUAUGCAAGAUUCGUUCACAUCUGCAAUCAUCCCAAUUGGAUCGGAUCUCGCAUUGCGCGACAAAUACGUCGGAUUUCUGGGAACAAUUCGAUUCGGGCGUUUAAUGGAAGAUAUGGACAUGUUUGCGGUCUGGAUUGUUCAUAAUCACGUCAAAAUUCCAAAUUUGGAUCCGAAAGUGCAUCUCCCGUACACUUUUGUGACAAUUUCUGUCGAUAAAAUCGAUUUUACGGAUUUAGUGCCGAAGCACGAUGCGGAUGUGAGACUUUCGGGACACGUUAGUUGGGUCGGCAGAUCGAGUAUUGAGUGCGUCAUUUGGAUGGAACAGAAACAACACGGAAAAUGGCGAAAAAUGACGCGAGCGCUAUUUUUGAUGGCAGCUCGUGAUCCAACAAAUACUCGAGCGGCAUGCGUAAAUCCGCUCGUUCCAGCGAACGAUGAGGAAAAACUCAUUUUCGAGGGCGGCGAAGGCAGAAAAAAACGUCGUUCGUUACUGCAAAAGCAAGAUUUGAUGAAAUCUCCGCCAAAUGCGUACGAACAAACGCUCAUUCACGAGAUGUUUAAGAAAAGUAUCGAUGUGAGUAGCAAAGCGUUCAAUAAACGUAUUCUUCCUCCGGGAACUGUUUGGAUGGAAGACGCUGACAUGUCAAAUAUCAUCUUUUCGCAUCCUGAAGAUCGUAAUGCACACAAUAAAGUCUUCGGAGGUUUCCUUAUGAGACACGCUUUGGAGCUUAGUUGGGCCUUGGCAUACCAAUUUAGCAAGCAUCGCCCAACUUUAGUGAAUAUUUCAGAUAUUAGCUUCCAUGCGCCUGUCGAUGUCUCAUCCCUGAUCAAUAUGAGCGCACACGUAAUCUUCACGGAGAUGCAUUACAUGGAAAUUGUCGUGCUUGCGGAAGUUUUUGAUGCUGUUACAGGACAACGUACAACGACAAAUUCCUUCUUUUAUACGUACUCGUCGUCGGAAAAACUCCCCCAAAUUAUCCCACGAACGUACCAUGAAGCUAUGUGGUAUCUUGAUGGACGAAGGAAGUUCGUAUAUGCCAUGGGACUCGAUCAAUCAGCACAAAAGUAGAUAAAAAUUUAAAAAAUUCGAAUUAUUUAUUAAAAAAAUACCGAACGAAACGCUUUGAAUUAACGGAGAUUUUUAGCGAACAAUUAAAUUGUUACAAACAAUAUUUUAAAAAAUUUAAUUAAAAUAAAAUUAA
Molecule: messenger RNA, 1586 nt
Organism: Culicoides brevitarsis
Lineage: Eukaryota; Metazoa; Arthropoda; Insecta; Diptera; Ceratopogonidae
Product: acyl-coenzyme A thioesterase 9, mitochondrial-like
Exons: 3
Coding region: 68-1453 (461 amino acids)
Biological process (GO): acyl-CoA metabolic process
Cellular component (GO): mitochondrion
Molecular function (GO): fatty acyl-CoA hydrolase activity
Source: RefSeq, a predicted model, not a curated record